UUUAAAAAGUGUUUCCCUCAUGUCCAGCACUUCACAAGGACUCCAGCAUCAGCUUUGGGACUCUGUUUGGGGCGAUCGCCUCCUCCAUCCAUUUGGGACAAUGAACACCUCAAGAAGAGUUUCCAAACUAACAAACCUCCAACCUCACAAACCCCCCAGCCAAAGUGUCGUUUAGGGAGGAAAUCUGGGCUGUCAAAUCUGGAAACAUUUCCCCUCCUCUCCUCUCCUGCUUGAGGAACCUGAGUGACGAGCGUGGGACGAGGAUGAACCCCACCGGAGGCAGCUGCAUGCGCAGCCCCCAGUCCCCAGCCCCACUCUGGGGGUGCCUGCGGGGUGCCGACGUCCCCACAGCCCCAGGGUUGGGUCACUGCCCCCCAGCCCCUUUCUCCUUCCACCCCAAGGUGGAUUUUGCUGCUUAUUCUGAAUUCUCAGCCUCCUGCUUGCUGAGCUCUGCCCACUGCGUCCCACCUGAGGAGCAGCCCCCAGCUUUCCGUCCUCACUCUGAGUGGCAGCAAGCAACAACAGAGGCCAGGAGACUGCUGAGCCCAGGGCUGGUGUUGGCCUCUGGGGACACAGAGAGCCCCAACGUCGUGAGCACAGCAGCGGGUGUAAGUGAAGAUUACGAGGUGCCAGUAAACAGCACGAUGGAGACAGAGAGAAAAGGAUCCAAAAGGAAAAAGGAGCACUCAGAAAGCCAGCCCUCCAGCAGCAAGGCAGAAGGCAGCAGCAGGUCGAGGAAGGAGAGGACAGCAUUCACCAAGGAGCAGCUGCGGGAGCUGGAGGCAGAAUUUGCCCAUCACAAUUACCUGACCAGGCUGAGGAGAUAUGAGAUCGCCGUGAACCUGGACCUCACUGAGAGACAGGUCAAAGUAUGGUUCCAGAACAGAAGGAUGAAGUGGAAGCGUGUUAAGGGUGGACAACCAGUGUCCCCCCCUGAGCCCGAUGCAGAGGACGCUGACUCCACCACAUCCCCCAGCUCUGAGUAGUGCCAUAAGGAGAUGCUUGGAGAGGGUGUGACACUGCAGAAGGACACUGCAGCCCCAUAUGGUGGCCCUGUGGGUCACGGACUGAGAAGUGCGCAGUGCUGGAGCUGGUAGAGGAAAAUGGAAAGCACAAAAUAAGGCAAAGGAGAGCAGGACUUUGAGCUUUGUGUGAAUGGGACUGUCUUACUGCCAUAGGGUUACCUUUAGAAGAAAAAAAAAUAAGAGAAAAAAAAAAAGAGAAAAACCACUGUAUAUAUAGCAGGAGUAAUGCUGUUCAGGCUCCCAAAUGCUUACCAAACGGCCCAUGCGUCAUUCCUAUCCUUCCAUUCUGGUUUGCUUCCAUAUAUGAUCUUCUCCACCUCUGAGAGUGUCCAUCUGAUUCCAGGACACUUUAAAGCCAUUCUCAAAGCUGAAAGAGUGUAUAAAAGCAGCUUUCUAGCAUAGGAUGACCACAGGACCCAGACCUGCACACUCCUUUUCUUGCACACUGGUUCUCUUUCAAUCCAAACCUGUAAUAUAAUUAAUGAUUAUGUUUUAGGAAAGCAUAGUGUCUGUUCCCAUAUCUUCUGUCUUUUUGUUUAAUGUGUUCUAAUGCAAUUUUACCAUAUUUUAACCAGAACUCUACACUGGCAUGUCAUAGAAUGGCUAUUAAACAUGAUUUUCAGUAUUCUCAUA
This is a messenger RNA of Coturnix japonica (Japanese quail), 1658 nucleotides long. It is a transcript of the gene MEOX1, whose product is annotated as mesenchyme homeobox 1. Gene Ontology annotation, biological process: somite development; positive regulation of transcription by RNA polymerase II. The record is from RefSeq and is a predicted model, not a curated record. Gene Ontology annotation, cellular component: nucleus. Lineage: Eukaryota; Metazoa; Chordata; Aves; Galliformes; Phasianidae. Gene Ontology annotation, molecular function: DNA-binding transcription factor activity, RNA polymerase II-specific; RNA polymerase II cis-regulatory region sequence-specific DNA binding.